Messenger RNA from Eubalaena glacialis (North Atlantic right whale), 1211 nucleotides. It is a transcript of the gene NRG4, whose product is annotated as neuregulin 4. The record is from RefSeq and is a predicted model, not a curated record. Lineage: Eukaryota; Metazoa; Chordata; Mammalia; Artiodactyla; Balaenidae. Gene Ontology annotation, molecular function: chemorepellent activity. The transcript has 9 exons. Bases 283 to 633 code for a protein of 116 amino acids. Gene Ontology annotation, biological process: intracellular signal transduction; animal organ development; nervous system development.
GGGCAGGGGGAUGGGGGCUGGGGACUCGGCCGGCGCCAGGGCCUGAACGGAGCGCGCCGGUUUCGUGGCGUGGAUAUAUCUGCUUCUAACUUGGCUGUAAUUGGUACGCUAUCCCAUACCAAAGUACCUUUUGAGCAGAAGAAAAAGAGGUGAACUAUAAAGUGAGAGCCAGUUUCAUCUCUACUCUGCAAUCUAGGAGAAAAACUUUCACCCAAGAACAGAUCAGGUGCUGUUUUUCAACCCUAAACUUUUGACCAAGAAUGAAACUAUUUAAAAAUUAAGAUGCCAACAGAUCAUGAAGAGCCCUGUGGUCCCAGUCAUAGGUCAUUUUGCCUGAAUGGAGGGAUUUGUUAUGUGAUACCUACUAUUCCCAGCCCGUUUUGUAGAUGCAUUGAAAAUUAUACAGGAGCUCGUUGUGAAGAGGUUUUUCUCCCAAGCUCCAGCAUCCAAACUAAAAGUGACCUGUUUGCAGCUUUCGUGGCAUUGGCUGUUCUUCUAGGAACUCUUAUCAUUGGAGCCCUCUACUUCCUUUGCAGGAAGGGCCACCUUCAGAGGGCCAAUUCGAUCCAGUAUGAUAUCAGCCUGGUAGAGACAAGUAGUACCAGUGUCCACCACAGUCAUGGAGAACAUUGAAGAAAUAUCACAGUGAACCCAAAUCACUGCUUUUUUGUUACAAAGGCAGAAAAUGAAACACCAAAAGGAUUUUCAUUAAGCAGACUCAUUUCCUUUCUACAAAUGAAAACCAAGUCAGUCAUCUAAAAUCUCAAUUUCAAAUCAAGAGGAUUUAGUCUUCUGUUUUCAUUAAAAUGGAAUUUAUGGUGGUGUUCAAAUGGGUUAGACUGGGCACAAAAUGACAAAAGUAGAUUUUUUUCUCAAAAAUUUCUGCAGAAUGCCUAGGAAAUUCUCAGAUUUGUAAAAGUUUAUUUUACAUUCUUUGCAUGUUCAUUGUGUUAAAUUUGUAAUAUAAAUUAGUGGCAAAACUCUUGCUGUUUGGCUUCUCUUACUAGGUUGAAAAGUUGUUUUAUUUACCAAUGAUGCAGGUUUAAGCAAAGUUGAGAAUUAAUUACAGUAGUGAACUGGCCUUCUGGACCCCCUUCAUUACUCUAGGUCACAGACUAUUAAAUAUAACAAUGUAUAGGGUGUCUGUUUUGAGAUCUUAAUUCCAAGCUUCCUUAUUCUUUCUUAUAUUGCUACUUGGCUUUUCAAGGAGU